Molecule: messenger RNA, 993 nt
Organism: Nannospalax galili (Upper Galilee mountains blind mole rat)
Lineage: Eukaryota; Metazoa; Chordata; Mammalia; Rodentia; Spalacidae
Product: olfactory receptor 8H1-like
Exons: 2
Coding region: 1-993 (330 amino acids)
Biological process (GO): sensory perception of smell; G protein-coupled receptor signaling pathway
Cellular component (GO): membrane
Molecular function (GO): odorant binding; G protein-coupled receptor activity; olfactory receptor activity
Source: RefSeq, a predicted model, not a curated record
AUGACUGUAUCUGACCACUCUACUCAGCUCACUGUGAAUAUGUGGAAUUGCAGAAAUGAAUCUGACUUCAUCCUUAUAGGACUGACAGAUUCCACGGAGGUCCAGCUGGCCCUCUCUGUUCUUUUUCUCCUGAUAUACCUGGUUACUGUGCUCGGGAACACAGGGAUGAUUCUCAUCAUUCAUCUAGAUGUCCAGCUUCAUACCCCGAUGUAUUUCUUUCUCACCCACCUGUCAUUCCUUGACCUCAGUUACUCAACUGUCAUCACACCUAAAACCUUAGAGAAUCUGCUGACAUCCAAGAAGAACAUCUCCUUCAGUGGCUGCUUCACACAGAUGUACUUUUUUGUUCUCUUGGCAGCUACUGAAUGUUUCCUUCUCUCUUCAAUGGCCUAUGACCGCUACAUAGCUAUCUGCAACCCUCUACACUAUUCAGUUAUUAUGUCCACACAAUUCUGCAGUUUUCUCCUUACUGGAUCCUACAUUUUUGGAGCUAUGGAUUCCUCGGUCAAUAUAUUAUGCAUGAGCACACUGAAUUUUUGUAACUCCACUGUAAUCCAUGAAUUUUUCUGUGACACAUCCCCAGUGAUAGCCUUGUCCUGCAGUGAUACACACGACAUUGAAUUCAUUAUAUUCAUGUUUGCUGGUUCCACCUUACUGCUAUCCCUUACAACAAUAUCUGUGUCCUAUGCAUCCAUUCUCUCUACCAUUUUGAAAAUCAAGUCCACUUCGGGAAAGCGAAAAGCCUUCUCCACUUGUGCCUCUCAUCUCCUGGGAGUCACUGUCUUUUAUGGCACCGUGAUCUUUACUCAUUUAAAACCAAACAAGUCCUUCUCCUUGGGAAAGGAUCAAGUGGCUUCUGUGUUCUACACCAUUGUGAUCCCCAUGCUGAACCCACUAAUUUAUAGUCUCAGAAAUAAAGAAGUGAAAAGAGCUCUCAGUAGAGUGAUGCAGAAGACAGAGAGCUCCAAGCACUGGGGCAAACAGUGGUGCUGA